AUGGGAGGGAUCAGUGAUACGGCGGUGAAUAAAGAUGAUCUAAUUGCGCUGUCAUGCGUGUGCUACGUGUGCACGUAUGGCUUUCAUGACAGUCUUCAUGCGAUAUCCUCCGAUACGUAAAGACUUUACCCUAGGGUAUCGAAGGGUAAUGCAAACUACACCUGAUCACAGCAAUUAACCUUGGUCUAUAUAUUAACCUGGGUUCAGAAAUAAAGAACCGCAUAUGU
Chondrus crispus (carragheen) is the source of this 227-nucleotide messenger RNA. RefSeq lists its product as hypothetical. The record is from RefSeq and is a predicted model, not a curated record. NCBI's taxonomy places the organism in Eukaryota, Rhodophyta, Florideophyceae, Gigartinales, Gigartinaceae. The transcript is spliced from 2 exons. The coding region runs from base 1 to 120 and encodes 39 amino acids.